Cyprinus carpio (common carp) is the source of this 2137-nucleotide messenger RNA. It is a transcript of the gene lasp1, whose product is annotated as LIM and SH3 domain protein 1. Lineage: Eukaryota; Metazoa; Chordata; Actinopteri; Cypriniformes; Cyprinidae. The record is from RefSeq and is a predicted model, not a curated record. Gene Ontology annotation, cellular component: focal adhesion. Gene Ontology annotation, molecular function: actin filament binding.
AGCGGCAGUGCCGUGAGCGCGCCUUCCGCGUCUGAUUCGUUCGCUGACAGCCAGCGGCGCGAGCUGGACUCAUUAACGGCUAGUGAUCCACACCUCAAGCGUUAUCAACCUAAUUGUGCUCCGCGGAUCGUCUCCUCAUCUCAUUCCGAAGCCGUACAAUUCCUCCGACAUGAAUCCACUGUGUAGCAGAUGUGACCGAGUGGUGUAUCCCACGGAAAAAGUGAAUUGCCUUGACAAGUACUGGCAUAAAGGAUGCUUUAGCUGUGAAGUCUGUAAGAUGACUCUAAACAUGAAGAACUACAAGGGCUUUGAGAAGAGACCAUACUGUAAUGCACACUAUCCGAAGACGUCAUUCACCAGUGUUGCAGACACUCCGGAGAACCUGCGCCUGAAACAGCAAAGCAAGAUGCAGAGCCAGGUGCUCUACAAGGAGGAAUUUGAGAAGAACAAAGGAAAGGGCUUCAGUGUUGUGGCCGACACACCGGAGUUGCAGAGAAUCAAGAAAAACCAAGACCAAAUCAGCAACAUUAAGUACCAUGAGGAAUUUGAGAAGACCCGAAUGGGAGGGGAAGGCCCGCCUCACCACCCACAUUCACCUCAACAAAACACAACUCCAGCAUAUCAACCCCCGGCAGCAUCUCAGAACUAUCACUAUGAGCCUGAGCCUGUGCCUGUGCGUCAGGCCGCUGCCGCCGCCCCUCCUCCCAGCUCUGGGAAGCGCUACCGAGCGGUGUAUGACUACACCGCAGCUGAUGAGGACGAGGUGUCGUUCCUGGAUGGCGACAUGAUCCUGGAUGUGCAGCAGAUCGAUGAGGGGUGGAUGUAUGGAAGAGUGGAGCGCACCGGCCAGCAGGGGAUGCUGCCGGCUAACUAUGUAGAGGCCAUGUGAACAUAAGAGAGAGAAAGGGGGAAGGGUGGAAAUGAAAAAGAGGGGGUUGCAGCUGAGAGAUGCAGAUGAUUAGCCGAGUGCCAUCUCACCUUUCAAGAUCUCAUCUUUUUCCUCUUCUUUUCCUGCACUAACUGUCUUAUCAGGGGUCAGCCUCUAUGACCCGGUCAUGAUCCAAAACAAACAUAGUUCAGUACGUAAUCAUACACGGCAACAGCGCAUACACGCACUCGCAUAAAUAGUGAAUGAUUUACGACUUUCGCCCAUGUCUUUCUCUCUGUCUUUUGCUUUUGCUGUUUGUCUUAUUAGUAAGUGUUUCCUCAGUCCUGGAAAGGUGCUGUCACAAGUGGCACUUAAGUCUUAACAAGACUCGCACACACCAACCUUCAAAAUACAUGACCACACGGACCUUUAAAAUAUUUAGGGCCUGCUAUAGAGCACUUCGCAGACAUCUCAACACACUUAUCUUCUCUGUUGCUAUGACAAUUUGUGAAAGAAUCUGGUCCAAACUUCAGUUGUGAAGUUUAUAUCUAUAUAUAUAUAUAAAAUUCAUUUUUCUUUUCAUUUAUCUUCUUUGCAGCUUGUAAUUGUAAUGUAUUCAGUACAGUUUCACAUCUCAUUGGAUGUGGGUCAAUGGGUAACAAUGCUUAAUCAUGAGAAUUCUGGUCAUUCCGAUUAUCAUUCCAUACGUCUGACCAUUUGCAUCAUGUGUUGAAACUGAAAUCUAGAAAAGGCUCCUCUUUUUCAACUGGACAUUCCUAAAACUGUAUGAAAAGGAUGGAGCCUUUUGAUACUUACAGUACAUUCACUUAAACUCCUUCACAGUCCUCUAACCCUUUACAGAAUUAAUUAGAAUAUAUGAGUUUAAUUUUGUUCUGCUGCUCUUGCUUUUAAAAAUGCGAGGAAAUGAUGUAUUUUGUUCUUCAUAAAGGGAAAAAUAAAUUAUAUAGUCACUCAGCAAGCGAGGAGCAGAACAGCAUUGUAGAUUAGUGAGAGAAGAGAGGACCCAAGCACAAUUCUAUGGACCAUUUUAGCUUUGGAUUUUAAUCAUUCCAUUGGUUCUGUUCUAUUUCGGCUCUGGAACAUUCCAUGUGAAUUGUAUCGAACUGUAUCUCAGAGCUGUUCUGUAAGACGUUUUUGUUUGUUUUUUCCUCAUAUCAUUGCUUAUUCUCAUUGCCUUGCUGGUAUUGUACGAGACAGAAUUUUAAUGUCAAUUUAUCAAUAUCAGUGGAAUAAAAAAAUCUAUUUGUA